Trichomonas vaginalis G3 is the source of this 318-nucleotide messenger RNA. RefSeq lists its product as uncharacterized. The transcript has a single exon. Gene Ontology annotation, molecular function: GTP binding; proton-transporting ATPase activity, rotational mechanism; GTPase activity. Gene Ontology annotation, cellular component: vacuolar proton-transporting V-type ATPase complex. The coding region runs from base 1 to 318 and encodes 105 amino acids. The record is from RefSeq and is a predicted model, not a curated record. Gene Ontology annotation, biological process: proton transmembrane transport. Lineage: Eukaryota; Parabasalia; Trichomonadida; Trichomonadidae.
AUGGAAGGUCAAGUAAAAGUCCUCCUUGAGGCUGAGCAUGCUGCCCAGGAGAUCAUGAAGCAGGCUCGUGCUGACAGAGAACGUAUCCAGAAGAAGGCAGCUGAAGAUGCAAAGCGCGAAAUCGAAGAGCACAGAAAUGAAGCAGCGAAAAACCUCGAAAAUAUUAAAAAAGAAAUUCAAGAGGAUAUUGAAAAGACAACAAAGGUUAUGGAGAAAGAAACUAACAAAAACUUAAAAGAUUUCCAGAAAAUAGCCGAUCAAAGAUUAGAUCAAGUAUGCGAUCUUCUUGUUGAAGCAGCUAUCAACGUCGAUGUUUAA